GCGGGCGAAAGUCCUCGGAGGCGCGGCGGGAGGUGCGGAGGCACUGACGCUGCUGCAGGAGCCCCGGCCCGCGCCGAUUCAGCGCCCGCUGCCGUCGGCCGCCCCCCAAGAUCCCCCCAACACUGAGGAAGACCCCUCCUUCCUCGCCCCCAGUCCUCGCCAGCCCCCGCGGAACGCGCCAUGGCCCCGCGCAAGAAUGCCAAGGGCGGCGGCGGCGGCUUCACCACCACGAGCAGCAGCAGCAGCAGCGGCUCCAGCAGCAGCGGCGGCGGCGGCGGCACGAGCACGAGCAGCAGCAUCGGCAGCUGCAGCACCAGCACCCGGAGAGAGCCAAAGCAUGGACACAGGAAUGGGAGGAAAGGAGGACUUUCGGGAAGCUCAUUUUUCACAUGGUUUAUGGUCAUCGCAUUGCUGGGAGUCUGGACAUCAGUAGCUGUCGUUUGGUUUGAACUUGUUGAUUAUGAGGAAGUGCUAGGAAAACUAGGAGUCUAUGACGCUGAUGGUGAUGGAGAUUUUGACGUGGAUGAUGCCAAAGCUUUAUUAGGACUUAAAGAAAGAUCUGCUAAAGAAAGAUUUGCUUCAGAGCGGAGGAUCCCAUCAGAGGAUAUGGAGCUGCAGGAUGAGCUGGAGGAGCCCCAGGAUAUGCUGGUGGAGCCGGGUCCCCUGGGGGCAGAAUCCCAGUAUAUUGAAGAUGAAGUAAAUGAACCAAUUCAGUCUGUUCUUCAUGAAGUGGUACACACAGAACAUGAAGACCUGCAGCCAGAAGAGCCUGGACCACCAGGAGAACCCCAACCAGAGGAUGACAGCUUCCUGGUGGCUGGUGACAGCGAGGAUCAAUUUGAGACCCCAGAACAUGAAGCAGUUCCUGAAGAAACUGAGUGUAGUUACUGUGAGGAAGAGACAGUUUCACAGGACCCUAACCAGGGUAUGGAAGAUAUGGUGUAUGAUCAGGAAUAUCUAGAUUCCAGGGAACCAGUAGGAAAUGAGGAAGUACCUCACUAUGAUCAAGAUGAUGUAAUAUACCAAGACUACGAUGACCAAGUAUAUCAACAUUCAGAAAAUGAAAGGAUUGGAAUUUCAGAUGAUGUUAUAGAAGAUUCAAACGUGUUUUCAGAAGAUGUAUAUGUUCCCCCUGAAGAAGAUGAGCAAGAAGUGCCACCAGAAACAAGUAGAAAAACAGAUGAUCCACAACCAAAAGAAACAGUUAAGAAAAAGAAGCCUAAACUUUUAAAUAAAUUUGAUAAGACUAUUAAAGCUGAACUCAACGCAGCAGAGAAACUCCGCAAAAGGGGAAAAAUUGAGGAAGCAAUGAAAGCAUUUGAAGAACUGGUACGCAAAUAUCCUCAGAGUCCACGAGCCCGAUACGGGAAGGCACAGUGUGAAGAUGAUUUGGCUGAGAAAAGGAGAAGCAAUGAGGUGCUUCGUGGGGCCAUUGAAACCUAUCAAGAGGUGGCCAACCUGCCCAAUGUCCCCACAGACCUCCUGAAGCUGACUUUGAAGCGGCGAUCAGAGAGACAGCAGUUUCUUGGUCACAUGAGAGGUUCCCUGCUCACCCUGCAGAGGUUAGUUCAGCUAUUUCCCAAUGACACUUCCUUGAAGAAUGACCUUGGAGUGGGAUACCUCUUGAUAGGAGAUAAUGACAAUGCCAAAAAGGUUUAUGAAGAGGUUUUAAGCGUGACACCUAAUGACGGCUUUGCAAAAGUGCAUUAUGGCUUUAUCCUGAAGACGCAGAACAAGAUUGCCGAGAGCAUUCCCUAUUUGAAGGAAGGAAUUGAAUCUGGGGAUCCUGGCACUGAUGAUGGGCGGUUUUAUUUCCACCUGGGAGAUGCCAUGCAGCGGGUGGGGAACAAAGAGGCUUACAAGUGGUAUGAGCUUGGGCACAAGAGAGGACACUUUGCAUCUGUUUGGCAGCGCUCACUCUACAAUGUGAAUGGGCUGAAAGCUCAGCCCUGGUGGACCCCCAGAGAAACAGGCUACACCGAAUUAGUAAAGACUUUAGAAAGAAACUGGAAGUUGAUUCGUGAUGAGGGUCUGGCAGUGAUGGACAAAGCCCAAGGCCUCUUCCUGCCUGAGGAUGAAAACCUGAGAGAGAAGGGCGACUGGAGCCAGUUUACGCUGUGGCAGCAAGGAAGAAAAAACGAGAAUGCUUGCAAAGGAGCUCCUAAAACCUGCACUUUACUAGAGAAGUUUCCUGAGACCACAGGAUGCAGAAGAGGACAGAUCAAAUAUUCCAUCAUGCACCCUGGAACUCACGUGUGGCCGCACACGGGGCCCACAAACUGCAGGCUCCGAAUGCACCUGGGCUUGGUGAUUCCCAAGGAAGGCUGCAAGAUCCGAUGUGCCAACGAGACCAAGACCUGGGAGGAAGGCAAGGUGUUCAUCUUUGACGACUCCUUUGAGCACGAAGUGUGGCAGGAUGCCUCAUCUUUUCGGCUGAUUUUCAUCGUGGAUGUGUGGCACCCAGAGCUCACCCCCCAUCAGAGACGCAGCCUUCCCGCAAUUUAGCAGGAAUUCAUGCAGGCUUGGGACCCUCUCCAGAGAGGUUGUCUUUUUGGCUGUGUCUCCUUGGAUGUGAAGAAAGAAGUGUAAACACCAAGGCUUUUCAUUCCCUGGACAAUUUUAUGCCUCCUCCUAGGGUUUGAAGACACAAAAGAGAGUAUUUGCCUCAUUGCAGUUCAUUUAGGAAACACCUGUGUGACAACAUGGAUCUUCUGCCUAUAUCUAAGGUGAACACUUAACAGCCUCUACCUUGCCAGCCAAAGAUAUUCUUUCCAUGUAGAAUAAAAGGUCUAAAUCAACAUACAAUGAGAACAUAUGUAGAAACUGUGAAUAUAUUGCUUUAGUCUGGAAUUUUUCUAUGUAGUUAUAUUUUUCUAGGAUAGUCAAACUGUUUUGUCAUCACAUACCACUACUUUUUGUUGAUUUCAAUGACAAGCUGUGUAAAUGCUUUAUCUCUAGCUGUUUAAUGAUAACUUCCUUGGCAAACUGAGAUUUCCCUCUUUUAAUUCUUUUAGUAAAAGACAUUCUUGAAUAAAGCAAUUUUACUUUCCUAAUACAAAAGAGAACACAUAAUUACACCAAUCCAAUGCCUGUGAACUAUGCUGAUCCCUACUUAUUGUCUGCAUUGAGAUCCAGUAUCUUAAUUUUUCCUCAUUAUGCUAAUGGUGGAAAUAUUAUCAAAAUCAUAGUUCUUUCUAAGAGGAAUUUUUUAACAUUGAAAAAGGAUAUGGAAUCAUUUUUACAAAGAUUUAUAAAAAUACUGAAUAGAAAUUUUUUAAUGCCCAGUAUUAGGCCUUGUGUGUGUGAGGGGGUAAAAUGCGUAGAAGAUGUUCUGAGGACUCAGUAGAUAGAUGCUCCUAGGGUGUCAGGCUCCUGCCCUUUUUGCUGUCUGUGAGCAGGACCUAGGAAUCCAGGGCACCUGCCUACUGUCAAUCUAUGUGAGGGCCUUUGGCCGUGGAGAUAACCCCCACAGCUUUGUAAACACAUUAAGGGUGCAGAGUGAAAGUCAUGAAGAAUGCUAGGAUCUUCAUGCUGGGUGAGGAGGUGGAGAUUGCUCUUCUCUCCUAUCUCCCUGGCUUGAGGAACUUCUGCCUUUGAAACAUCACUUCGAAAGAACAAUAAUUAUCCACAUGUACUGUUAAUAUUACCCAUGACCUAAAAAUCACAAUUGAAAAUGGUGUUGCCCACUCAAUCCUGAGCUAAUCCAAUCACUGAUUUAGUAAAGCAGUAAUGUAUUUGAUUUUGUAUUUUUAAAAUAUAAGCUAACUAGACAUGUUUAAGAAUGUAAUGAUAUUCAGGCACUGAAUUCUAAGCCAAUAUGAACAAAAAUGCCAAAAUGGCACAUAGAUCACCUGAUUGCAUUCACAGGUCGAAAAAUACACCUGUGCUUUCUUUUUGUUCCAAUACUAAGGAGGCUUUUUUAUGUCAUUAAAGAAUAUUUCAUGGGGCCAAUGUUGUGGCAUACUGGGUUAAGUCACUGCCUUUGAUGCUAGCAUCCCAUGUGGGCACUGGUUCAAGUUCCAGCUGCUCCACUUCCAAUCCAGAUCUCUGUGAAUGUGCCUGGGAAAGCAGCAGAAGAUGGCCCAAGUACUUGGGCCCCUGCACCCAUGUGGGAGACUGGGAUGAAGCUCCUGGCUUCAACUUGGCCCAGCCCCAGCUGUUGGAACCAUUUGGGAAGUGAACCAGUGGAUAGAAGAUCUCUCUGUCUCUCUCUCUACCUUUAUCUCUAAUUCUGCCUGUCAAAUAAAUAAAUCUGUGGGGAAAAAAUAUUUCUUUGGGGCUGGCCCUGUGGUGUAGCAGUUAAGACUGCUGCCUUUAACAUCAGCAUCUCAUAUGGAUGCCAGUUCAUGUCCUGGCUGCCCCACUUCCUAUGCAGCUGCCUGCUGAUGGCCUGGGAAAGGCAGUGGACACGGCCCAGUGUUUGGGUCUCUGUCACCCAUUUGGGAGACCUAGAUGGAGCUACUGGCUUUGGCCUGGUCCAGCCCUGGCCAUUGUGGGAAUUUGGAGAGUGAACAAGUGGACAGGAGAUCUCUCUCUGCCUCUCUCCACCUAUCUCUCUCUCUCUCUCUCUGUGUGUGUAGCUCUUUCAAAUAGAUAGAUAAAUGUUUUUUAAAAAUUUCUUUAACAUGAAAAUUGACCCCUUUUCCUUGACUUUAUAGAUAUUGGCCUCAGUAGAAAAAUUUAAAAAAUAUUUCUCCUGUUCCUUCUGUUUUGUCAAUGUUCAAAAAUCCUACUAAAACAAAGAGGCACAAGAGGGAAACUAUCAAAUUAAUUACCAAAAUGAAGAAGAGAAAUCAAACUCAUAAAAGAUAAGACAGUAUUUGUGUCCCUCAGAAUUUAUUGGACAGAGGAAAUGACUGACAAAGGGCAAUACAAUCCAGUGCUCAUGGAGUGACAUUUGUGUCACCGUUGAAUUUGGUUCUCGUCAGUAUAUUGCAUACACAUAAAGAAAUACAAACUAGAAAUCAUCAUUGCUGAACCAUCACCUUACAUUCAUUUAAUGAGAUUAUGGGAUAGUAGAAAACCUAGCUCUUAACUUAGUAAAUGUAAUAUGGUAUUUAAAAUCAGGUCACUACAGUAGCAUUGUAAAUAUUUCCAAUUGAAAUGCCAGAGGUAUUAUUACUGUUGCAAAGGGUUGGCAAUAAUUGACUCCAAUCAUAUUUUAACUACCUGGAAUCCACAACUAUUUUAUAAACUCAAGUAAUAAAAGGGAUUUUCUAAUUCACUUUAAUUCUUCUGUGUCUUACCUACAUCUUGGUGUGUAAGAAAAGUGUUUCAGUCAUUGCAUUGGUGGAAUCAUUUCAGUGUUAUUGUUUUGUGAUUUGAAAUGUCUACACAAAAUGAAUUGGUUUUAUUUAUACUGUGAUGCAAGUGGUUGAGAAAUAUUUUUAAUUAUAUUUCAAUUUUAUUUCUUUAAUGGUGGAAUGAAAAAUUAACUUUGUUGUUAUUCUCUACCAGUAGGGAAAAACUGAAACAUUAGAAAGAAAUGUAAUACAACUAUUAAAAUUAUUAUCUAUAAGGGUAAUUGUGGCCAGUUGAAUCACUUCUUUCUUUUGAAUUGUUCAGCUCACAAAUUAACCUUUGCAAAUAUUUAAAAUGUGAAGCCAUAUUUUAUUUUCCAUUAUCAACUAAAAUAUGUUUUAUUUGACAUUGAGCACCAAUUGGUCAUUCUAAUAAAUGCCCAUGUGAUGCAAAUAGCUGGACAAAUAAGCAAUAUCUAAAAAUACACAGCUGGUCUUAGAAAACAUGGCACGCGUAAGGAUAUCUGUUAAUUUUUUAUCUGAUUUCCUUUGAAUGGGUAGUUGGGACCUCCAUUUCUAAGAAGAGUAGCUAAAGAAAUAAAAUGAUCUUUGGCAUUUCAUCUUGCA
Molecule: messenger RNA, 5867 nt
Organism: Lepus europaeus (European hare)
Lineage: Eukaryota; Metazoa; Chordata; Mammalia; Lagomorpha; Leporidae
Gene: ASPH
Product: aspartate beta-hydroxylase
Exons: 25
Coding region: 181-2505 (774 amino acids)
Biological process (GO): peptidyl-aspartic acid hydroxylation
Cellular component (GO): membrane; endoplasmic reticulum
Molecular function (GO): peptidyl-aspartic acid 3-dioxygenase activity; protein binding
Source: RefSeq, a predicted model, not a curated record